Messenger RNA from Clarias gariepinus (North African catfish), 7603 nucleotides. It is a transcript of the gene nup214, whose product is annotated as nucleoporin 214. Gene Ontology annotation, biological process: protein import into nucleus; RNA export from nucleus. Gene Ontology annotation, molecular function: protein binding; structural constituent of nuclear pore. The record is from RefSeq and is a predicted model, not a curated record. NCBI's taxonomy places the organism in Eukaryota, Metazoa, Chordata, Actinopteri, Siluriformes, Clariidae. The transcript has 38 exons. Gene Ontology annotation, cellular component: nuclear pore. Bases 134 to 6094 code for a protein of 1986 amino acids.
GUGAAAUGUGAUAAACAAACUGCGCGUGCUCUUCGGCUAGCUUCUAUCGCUAAAUUAAUGCUAAUAUUUGUGCGGAUUAAAACAUUUCAAAAUAAAAACAGUUUGCCUGGACAGAUAACAAGAAUCUGACAAAAUGGGGGACGACACUCCCGAGAGGGAAAUGAAGGAUUUUCAGUUCCGUCAGAUGAAGAAAAUCCGCGUUUUCGACUCCCCUGACGUUUUGCCCACGGAGCGCUCAAGUCUUCUCGCCAUCUCCAACAAGUUCGGGCUGACGUUCGCCGGACGGGACAAGACGCUCAAGGUGUUCGUGACGGAUGACAUCAUCGCCGCAGGGAGGGUCAGCGGGAACACCAACGAGAUCGUGGAGGGCGUGACGUGCCAGACGGUGACCCUUGACCUCCCCAUGCACCACCUGGCCCUCAGCAGCGACGAGCUCACCCUGUCGGUGUGCGGCACUAACGAGGAAACCCCUCUCACGCUAGACUUCUACGACGUCCGCACCUUUUUUAACAAGACGAGACAGGACAAGCGUCCAUUCGCGUCUUUUAGAGCGGGUUCUGAACCAAACAUGUUGGUCCAGGAUCUGAAGUGGAGUCCAACGGAGGCAUUCCGACUCGCGGUGUGUCUCUCGGACGGGACCAUGAUGGUGGUGGACGUGGCGGAGAAAGUGGUACCGGUGGGGCAGCUUCCUGCGUCUGUUGGCAUCACCUGCGUCUGCUGGAGUCCUAAAGGGAAGCAGAUUGCUGCAGGGAAACAGAAUGCCACAGUAGUUCAGUACACUCCCGUCCUGCAGGAGAAGAAAGUGAUCCCCUGUCCGAGUUUCUACACGGCCGACAAUCCAGUUAAAGUGCUGGACGUGUUGUGGUUAAGCACGUACAACUUCGCCGUGGCGUACGCAGCAGCCGACGGCUCUCCUGAGACCCCGCCUGAGCUUGUGAUGGUGUCCCUUCCUAAGAAAGACGAGAAGAAAGAAGACAAGUUCGUGAACUUCAGCGACAUCGUGUUCGGGUCAUGCACCGAGAGACAGCAUCACUACUUCCUUAACCACGUAGAGGACUGGGAUUUGAUCCUCGCCGCUUCAGCUGCCUCCAUCGAAGUCAGCAUUAUCGCCAAACAAGAGGACAAGACAAACUGGGAGCUGUGGAUGCUGGAGGACGCGAGCCGAGGCGAACUUCCUGUCACUUUGAACAACGAUGACACGUUUCCUGUUGGAUUGGGCAUCGACUUCACCAACCAGGCCGAGAUACAUAUAUCCGAUGAGAAGAAGCUCCCACCCGCUCCCACGCUGCUGAUCCUCUCUACUGACGGAGUGCUGUGUCCUUUCUCUCUGAUUAACCUGAACCCAGGCAUCAAGCAGCUCGUCAUGGCCGCAGACUGUCUGCCUCAGAGCGGAGAGAGAGCUCCGUUACAGAAGUCCGCUCCUUCAAUUUCAGUCCCUGCUGCACCCAAACCUCCACCUUCCGUCUUCGCACCAUUUCAGACAUCCUCCAUCACACCUGCCUCCACUUCUGCAGCUCAAGCAGCUCCAUCCUCCACAGGUCUCUCCUUCAGUCUUCCCUCCAGCUCUUCCUCUCUUUUCUCCUUCACUCCCUCAUCUUCCAGCGCCUCCAUCGUUCCCUCUGCGGCAGGGUUCUCCUUCACCGCACCGAAACCUCCAGGCAAGGACCCCUCUUUUCCCGCGUUCUCCUUCGGGCCGGUCCUCGGCGCGCAACUUCUGACGGAUUGCACGCGCGCGCCAGGGCAGGUUGCCAAGGCUACAGAAUCUCCUAUCAUUCUGCCGAAGGCUUCGGCUGAGCCGGCCACGCCCAACGUCCGAGUCAAUCUCAGCGACAGUCCAACAUGGCCAACAGACGCAGCACGUUUUGGGUUUUCAGCAGCGGACACUCCCGCUCCACCCGCUCCAUCCACCCAGCCGUUCUCCUUCACCUCCACUCCCAAACCUGCCGCCGCUCCAGACACGAGCGCUCAGCCCAAACCCUCCGUGUUCCCCAUCAGCAAACCUCCUGCAGCCCCCGCAGUGACCCGCCCUGCUCCUGCUCAGACCAGCGCUCCAUCUGCUGCAGUGCAGAAACCUGCUCCAGCUGCAGCUGCUCCACCCCCCACCCCUUCAACACAGCUUUCUUCUGUGAAAUCUGUGGAGAAACAGCUUCAGCAGGUCAAAGACUUGGAUCCUGUGAUGGUGGGAAUCCAGGAAGAGAUCGCUCAUUUCAAGAAGGAGAUGGACGAGCUGAAGGCGCGCGUCAGGGGUUCGGAUUUCCGUGUAGGGAGCUCGGACGAGAUGAAGGAGCUACGCAAGGAGAGCGAAGACCUGCACAGGUUCACACUGGAGAUGAAAGAGACCACGGAGUCCAUGCACGGUGACAUCAGCACACUGAAGACUACGCUGCUGGAGGGCUUCGCCGGAGCUGAAGAAGCUCGAGCUCAGAAAGAACUCAGUCGAGAUAAAGGCUACCUCCAGCUGCUCUACAAGAAACCUCUGGACCCGCGCAGUGAGAACCAGCUCAAGGAGAUCCGCAGGCUGUACCAGUACGUGAAGUUUGCAGUGGAGGAUGUUAACGACGUGUUGGAUGUGGAGUGGGAAAAACAUCUGGAGAAGAAGAGAAAACAGAGACUCAUGAUAGUGCCUGAGCGAGAGGCUCUUUACACGGCUCUGGCCAACAACAUGCACAUCAUCAACCAGCAGAAACAGAAGCUGGAGCACCUGGUGAGGAACCUGCAGACCCUGAGACUCUACAACAAAACGUCCAGCCAGCUCGAGUCCUCCUCACCAUCACCGUCACCUUCAUCGUCCUCACAGGGGCUGGAUAGUGAGCUGGAGAGUCUAAAAAACGCCUUGUUAAAGGCAUGUCUGGAUACAACACACAAAGGUCCUUCAAAAUCUCCAUCUAAGAUGACUCCGGUGAAGCAGUCUCAGCUGAGGAACUUCCUUUCCAAACGUCAGACUCCACCUGUACGAUCCACAGCUCCAGCCAACCUGUCCAAAUCAGCUUUCCUUUCUCCUAAAUACUUUGAGGAUCUGGACGACGACGUGAGCUCCACCUCGUCCCUGUAUCAGUCUCAGGAGUAUGACGAACCGCCGUCUGUGCGUGAGGAACCCGAGCUGCCUCAGCCCACCCUGGCCCCUCCGCGCCACCCCGCCGUAGUGCGCACUACUUCCAUCCAGCCUCAGGCCGUCAUCCGCUCCACAGCGCUGUUUAGCGAAGUACCGCCGUGGACAGCGAUGGCCAUCAGUGCUCGCGAAGCUCCCAAGAUAAACUUGGACAGCGCUGACAGCACGGCGCUUGCCACCAAGACGGUGACGCACGGACCUCCUCCCGCAGUAAAGACCACGCCUCUUGAGAAGGCCACGCCCACAGCUCUAGCCCCGGCCCAGGCUGCUGCAAGAGCCGCUUUAAACCGACAACUGAACAGCCAAAAACCAAUGCCGGGUCUGACCGAGCUGACGCUGAAGAACGUGCCUCAGGUGGUGAACGUUCAGGAGCUGAAGGAUAACGGAGCUAUCAGACCCAUUCUCACUGACACCAGCUCCUCCAUGUCGUCGUCUCCUGCAGAUCAAACCUUUCAGCAGAUUGCGGCGACCGCCGAGGCCAAAAAAAAUUCUUUACAUCAGAAUUCUACACAGACUGCAGUGAAGAUUCAACUCCCGGUCACAGAGAGCGCUCCGACCCCGCCCAGCUUUGUGUUCGAUCAGCUACCCAAACACGACGCUGCUCCUCCGUUUAGUUUGACUUCGCCUCUCGAGCUGCAGAGCAACAAAGGAUCAUCUUCAGAAUUCCAGUUCAGCCUGAGCACUUUGUCAUCUCAAGCUCAAGAAGCGAGCGCUUCUCCAAGUGUACCGCCGUCUGAGAAAAUCCUGCAGAAACCGGCCGCUACUGCACUGAGCUCGAAGGUCGAACCGAGCAAAAGCUCCGCGGUUCCCCCGUUCCAGGUUCCCAGAGCUCAGGAAGAGACUCUCGGGCCGUUCUCCGAGCUCAGGGUCGGCCCAGCGGCUGACCUUAAAGAAACCCCUAAACCCAGUGCGCCCUUCACCUUCAAGCCAAAUGGAAGCGCAGGUACCGCAGCGUCGUUCACAUUCAGAAAUGCCGCAAAACCCGCCGUCGCUGAGCGGGACUGGGACCCGCCCAGCGCUGCGGCAGACACGCCCAAAACCGCAGUCGUUUUUAAACCUCCCGAGAGCGCAGCGUCCUCGCUGAGCAGCAAAACCUUCUCGUUCACACCCGCCUCGUCCGCCCCCAUCUCGUCCUUCAGCUCCCUGCUCUCGGCUUCACUCCCUCAAGAAACGCCCUCCGCACCAGAGAAAGCUCCCGAACCCGAACCUUCUCCUCCCCCACCUGAGUCGACCUCCACCGCAACGCGCGAAGAGCCUCCUUUAGAACCGAGUCCCGAACCCUCCGCUCUGUCUACGUCCUCGCCGUCCCCAGCGUCCAUCACAGAAGAACCUUCAGCUUCCCAGCCUAAGCUGGAAGAGCCCGAAAACCCAUCGACCCGAACCGCGCCUGUUCCCGAGGCCACGCCCACACCUACAGCCACACCUACACCGCUCCCUGCUGAGACGGUGCCUGUUACUGCCUCGAAACCAGUCCAGGAGACGACUCCCGUCACGACGGCCAGCUCCGCUCCUGUAGAGCAACAACAACAACAACCACCACUAGCACCACCACCGGUACCAGCGGCAGAACCCGCAGCUCCAGCGGUGCCAGCUCCGCCCUCCACCACUACGCCCGGCUCCAUCUUCACCCAGCCAGCAGUCAGCUCAAACAGUACGACGCUGUCUGUCACCAGCUUCACUCCGGUCAUCAGUACAGCAGGCGUCAGCACGUCUGCUCCAACUCAGACUUCAGUGUUUGCUCAGCCCGUCAGUACCUCCUCCACCACCUCCAUGUUCGGAUCUGCAGGGUUCGGCGUCCCUUCCACCACCUCCAGUUUUGGAAAACCGGUUUUCGCACAGUCGUCGUCUUUCGGAUUCAACCCAGCCGGCGGGUUCACGUUCGGUCAGCUUGGCGGCAGCCCCGGGUUCGGACAGACGGCUCCGGUCAGCUCGGCUCCUGCUUCGGUGUCCAGCAGCGCAGCGGUAAAUGGAGGAGGAGGAGGAGGAGGGGGGCUGUUUGGUUCGGCCAGCUCUACCAGCGCCAGCUCCUUCUCGUUCGUGCCGAGCAGUACCAACUCUGGGGCGAACACCGGGACGAGCAUCUUCGGACAGGGCGGCGGCGCUCCUGCGUUCGGGCAGAGUGGGAGCACACCGGGGUUCGGACAGACAUCGUUAUUCGGCAGUAACACGGCAACGACGACGUCGGCUUCAGGUUUUAACUUCGGACAGCCGUCUGCGCCGUUCGGCAGCACAUCGUCUACGUCUGUGUUUGGUCAGCAGCCGAGCAACAACAGCGUCUUCGGCCAGCCAUCGUCCGGCGGAAGUUUGUUCGGCUCCGCCGCCCCCAGUUCCUCCAGCUCCUCAGGCGGAGGAUUCUUCAGUGGUUUGGGAGGCAAGCCGAGCGAAGACGCCGCCAACAAAAACCCGUUUGGAACCACAAGCACCGGCGGGUUCGGACAAGCUAAUCAGACAGGUGGUAAUCUGUUUGGAAACAGCGGGGCGAAGGCGUUCGGGUUUGGGGGAGCGGCGUUUGGAGACCAGAAGGCCAGCGGGACAUUCAGUACUGGAGCAGGUUCUGUGGCGACUCAGGGGUUCGGAUCGUUCUCCACGCCUGCUAAAUCAGGCGGGUUCGGCAGCCCCCCAGUGUUCGGGAGCCCCCCUGCGUUCGGAGGAUCCCCGGCGUUCGGAGGACAGGCCACGUUCGGCUCGAAUCCGGCCUUCCCCAAUCCUUUGGGCAGCGGCGCAGCCAAAGUGUUCGGAGAGGGAACGUCUGCGGCCAGCGUCGGGGGGUUCGGCUUCGCGUCCCCCCCCAGCGGCCCCUCCUUCGGCAGUAUGGCUAAUCAAAACAGCACGCCGACUUUUGGCGGUUUGGCUCAGCAGGGUCCGGGAUUCGGCAGCCAGAGCGCCGGGUUCUCAGGCUUCGGUUCUUCCGGAGGUUUCGGGGGCUUCGGGAACACGAAUAACAAUCAGUCGUCUUCUCAGACGUUUGGCGGCUGGAGAAGUUAGCUGCUGGAAGCCUCUGCUGUUCUGACGCUCUGCAACUAGAUUAGAUUUUUAUAUAUUUUUUUUGCAACAGGGAUCUCUGUGCACAUCAAAGUUUACAGAAAUGCUCUAAAGCCAAAUCGACUUUGACAAGUUUCACAGUCUGAAGUGCUCACCAUCGCCGUACCAGACGCUCCACCACAGCUCACUGCUCAAAGCACAACACCGUCACAUGACUUUCUCCACUCGAUGCGUAAUAUCAGCUGAAAACACCUUCAACCAACAACAGCCUGCAUUAAAACUAUGAGUGUUUAAUGUUACAGUUAAACAGGCCAACAAACACCAUGGUUUUCUAUCAGGUCACCUUCAUUCUUCAUUCAGAAACUUUAAUGAGUAAUCUACACGUACCAAGAUUCUGCAAUAAAGCACAGUGAAACACCAACAAUGGCUAAAAACUCUCAUUCCUUAUAGAAAAAAAAAACUUUUUUAAAAUAAAAACUAUUUAAACGCCAUAAAUACAGUCGAAAGCCAAUGUUUACGACCACUUUUUUUCCAUUAAACCAACAUCAAGCACCAACAAUGGCAAACAAUAUUGUUCUGGAAUUUUAAAAAGUUUAGUUAAAGUUAAUUUCAAAUUUUUAAAACAUUAACCUUCUUCACAAGAAUAAAGCAGUAUUCUUUAUUAACGGGCGAUUAACACCUGAUAUUUUCAGUUUAAACACCUUUGAUAGCCAACAAUAAUUGUUAAAAUACCUUUAAUAUAUAUAAGUUCUUCUUUGAACCUGAUAUGACACAGCAGUAAUAUUUACCUUUUAAAGUCCACCAGACAUCAUAAUUCUACCUUAACACACUUUGUGUAGCUUCUACAUCUCUACUGUAUAUCCUUUCCACAUUUUUAAUUAAUAGGAAUAAUGGAAAAAAACAAUUACAUCUCAGUGCUUUAUGGUCAGUUCUGCUGUGUGUGUGUGAGAGAGAGAGAGUGUGUGUGUGUGGGUGUGAGAGAGAGAGAGCUGUAUGAGGUUUCCAGAGAAUUAGACUUAACGACGUCAGAGACGUUUCUCGCUUCCUCAUGACGCUAAAACCAUGUUACAGUUUUAAAACCAUGUUUGCGAGGCGCCUUUUUUUUUUAUACUUUGCAUGAGUUCUGAAUAAAUGAUGGAUUUAAUUUAAAGUGGAACGUCCAUCCUGCGACAUGUUGAUAAGACUUGCUUCAAAUAAAAUAUGAUAAAAGAAAUGUGCUGUUUCUUAUUUUCCAUUUUUACCCUGUAUGAAUACGGUUUAAAAGGAGGGGAAAAGAAUGAGCUAGAAAUUCUCAUUAUCCUUUGCUAAUGAUUUUUAUUCUAAAGAAAUGUGUGAGUAACUGGAUUGUUUUAUAAUUUGUGUAUUUAGGCCCAAGUUUAAACAAGGAGAAGGUUGGGUCCUUUAGAGUUAUAAAAUAUUAACUGAUUGGCCUGUAACUGAUUGUGAAUAAUGCUGAUUUUGUGUAAUUUCAGUUAAAAAGCAUUUUAUAAACUUCCAUCAAGUAAACUAAAA